AUGGCAGAUAAAAAGAAAAAAGUUAUAAUUACUAAGGAUUCUCCAAAUAUUGCAACGCCUAAGCGACCUGUUAUCCUAAAAUCAGAACGCGAAGUUAAAGAAAAAGAUAAAACUGAAAAGGAAAAACAGCCGACUAUAAUUUUAAAAACUCGGGAACAAAGUACACCAAAAGAAGACAGACCUAUAAGCCCAAAAACUCAGGCUGCAGAUGAUAGCCAUCAACCAUGUAAGAUAGCACAGAAUGAGUCUAAAGAGAAAAGAGAAGCAAAACCAUGCAUACCAUUAAAGCUGAUGUCAGAACCUGUAAAAUUGCUGGAUGAAAGCUUAGAAUUCAACCCUGCAGCUCUGGAAUAUCUAAAUGACAAUAACACAAAUUAUUUAGUUGUUGGGGUCAUAGGCAUGCAAGGUGUGGGUAAAUCACUUGUAUUAAACCUUAUUCAGAACAUUUCUAAGGACAAUAUAUGUAACAAAAUUAUUAAUUCUCACAAAAUGACAGAUGAUACAAAUAUCGAAAGUCAAGUUGAAAACUUAAACCUAAAAGAAAAGGAAAGAAAACACGACCCGUUUAAAUUUAAAAUGCAGAAUAUAGAUCAAAUAGAGAAAGGUGUUCAUUGUACUAAAGGUGUAGAUAUGUUUGUAACUAGUGAUCGAGUAAUUUUACUUCGACUGCCAACCGCUUAUGGUCCCCUUGCUUGA
Molecule: messenger RNA, 696 nt
Organism: Leptosia nina
Lineage: Eukaryota; Metazoa; Arthropoda; Insecta; Lepidoptera; Pieridae
Source: the annotation of a GenBank genome assembly